AUGAACAAACGAAGUAAAGAAGGAUCCAGCAUGAUUAGUGUUCGUAGUCGAUCAGAUGGACCAAGCAGCAUUCUGAGUUUUGAUGGAUCAGAAAGCCGUAAAAGUCAUCAGAGUUUAGUAGAGUGGUUAAAUGAGACACUUCCUUAUUUGAAUUUACCAUGGGAGGCUUCAGAGGAAGAACUACGAGCAUGCUUAAUGGAUGGCACUCUCUUGUGUAAUCUUUUGAACCAGCUUAGUCCUGGUUCAAUGAAAAUGGGAGGAAGUUUUGAGCUUGCUUCUGUAAAUAUUGAGAGGUUUUUGACAGCCAUGGAUGAAAUGGCCUUGCCUAGAUUUGAAGUCUCGGAAUUAGAGCAGGGGGAUAUGAUUCCAGUUUUACAAUCUCUUAAGGCGCUUAAAGCUAGUUUCUCUGAUGAUGGAUAUGAUAAGAAUACACUUUGUGCAAGGAGAAGAUGGAGUUUGCCUGAGCACCAUUCAAAGGAAGUUGAUAGCAACUCUAAUGAUGGAUUCCAGAUUAAGGAAGCAUCUGAUAUCAAUUUAUCCCAUGCUAAAAUUCUGGACUUAAUACAAUCAAAUACUUUACAAAAUACUUCUACUCGGUCAUUGUUUGACAUGCUCGAUAAGCUUCUUGAUGAGAACGUGCAGAAGAUGAAUGUGAAUGUAUCACAUGCCUUUGUAGAUGUCCUGAGAGGCAUUGUUGAAGUUGUGGAACAACGGAUCUCAAAUCAAGCUGAGAACCUAAAGAAUGUAUGA
Microthlaspi erraticum is the source of this 750-nucleotide messenger RNA. Lineage: Eukaryota; Viridiplantae; Streptophyta; Magnoliopsida; Brassicales; Brassicaceae. The record is from the annotation of a GenBank genome assembly.